AUGCAUGUACACGAUGUUCUCAUAGUCGGUGCCGGUCCAUGCGGCCUAGCAAUGGCCGCGCGCCUCCGCGAACAGACGCCAUCCGCAACCUUCACCGACGACGAGCACCAGCGAUACCACUGGAUCCGCAAGCACGGCAAGAAGAUGAACAUUAAGAACUGGCGGACGCAGGAGAAUUCACUCCCGACACCACCCUCAACCCCCGAUACCUCAGACUGCGGGUGCGACCAGCACGAGGGCGCAGCGGCUAGGAGAACGGACAAUGGGAUAGAUAUGCUCGUUCUCGAUGCAGACGGGGCAGAUUGGAUGGCGAAGUGGCACAGGCUGUUCAAGACCUUCGGCAUCGUGCAUUUGCGCAGCCCAAUGUUCUUCCACGUCGACCCGUCCGAUCGCGAUGCCUUGCUCGGAUAUGCGUACGAGACGGAGAGAGAAGAUGAAUUAUACGCUCUUCCUGGCUGCGUGGGGAAGGGGAUAAGCAAGCAUCGCAAGAAGAAGAAACGUAAUGCCAUGGGCCGAAUGUCUCAAGGUGGUCCGGAGAUCGAUGAGCGUGAUAGGAAGGAUUACUAUACGCCUUCUACGAAAUUGUUUGCAGCACACUGCGAGCAGGUUUCGCAAAGGUAUUCAAUUGGGAAGGAAGUGAUUCGACAUGAGAAAGUUAUGGACAUUGAGUAUCAGAAAUUGGCAAACCUCCAAGAUGCACAACUCGAUGCUCUGCAGACUGAGGAUGACUUGGUGGAAGAGAGGAAAGUCUUCAAGGUAACCACUGAUAAAGGUGUUCGUUUUGCAAACAUUGUUGUGCUCGCUGUCGGACCUGGAAAUGCACCUUCGAUUCCCAGCAUACCAGGUCUGGAGCACUCGAGUGCUCAUGCAGGCUACACUCACGCAAUGCACUUGAAGCAAAUUCCUCCGCCGAACAUGGUGUCCAAGAUCAAGAUGAAAGCUCAGACUAAUAUGCUCAUCAUUGGUGGUGGUCUUUCGAGUGUUCAAAUUGCCGACCUCGCCCUUCAGCGCGGAGUUUCCCGAGUGUAUUUGAUGAUGCGUGGACCUCUCAAGAUUAAGUAUUUCGACAUGGAUCUCGAAUGGGUUGGGAAAUUUCGCAACUUCAAUCAAGCCGCUUUCUGGUCCGCUGAUACUGACGAAGAGCGCCUCGAGAUGUACCUGGAGGCCCGCAAUGGAGGCAGUGUCACGCCGCGUUACCGCAAGGUUCUUGAUGGACAUCUGAAUACUGGAAAGAUUGUGCUUCAUAAUUUCACUACAUUGGAGUCUGUAAAAUGGAACGAGAUAUCUGAAAGAUGGGCCUGCACCACUUCAUCGUCGGACAUUUGCCUUCCUCCCAUCGACCACAUCGUGUUUGCAACAGGUGUGCAGACGGACAUUCGAACCAUGCCGUUCAUGCAGAGUAUUCUGAGGGACCAUCCAAUUGAGAUCAUGGGAGGCUUCCCCUGUUUGACUGAUGAUCUUAUGUGGUCUGAUGAAGUUCCACUGUUCGCCUCAGGACGGCUGGGUGCUCUGAGAUUAGGUCCUGGCGCACCAAACCUAGUGGGAGCAAGAAUUGGUGCGGAGAGAAUCUCAUGGAACGUCCAAGAUCUCUUAGACAAAAUGAACGGUCGAAGAAGGACGAGUGGUCAGAGUGAGGAUGAAAGUGAUGGUGGUGAUGAGGAACUAGCUGAGUACGCCGCAGCUCGAAGCAAUCGCUAUAAUAGCUUAGUGAACGCUGGAGGG
This is a messenger RNA of Aaosphaeria arxii CBS 175.79, 1722 nucleotides long. Its product is annotated as FAD/NAD(P)-binding domain-containing protein. NCBI's taxonomy places the organism in Eukaryota, Fungi, Ascomycota, Dothideomycetes, Pleosporales. The annotation marks the transcript as partial. The transcript is spliced from 2 exons. The record is from RefSeq and is a predicted model, not a curated record.